Molecule: messenger RNA, 866 nt
Organism: Phytophthora nicotianae INRA-310
Lineage: Eukaryota; Oomycota; Peronosporomycetes; Peronosporales; Peronosporaceae
Exons: 1
Coding region: 5-706 (233 amino acids)
Source: RefSeq, a predicted model, not a curated record
AAAAAUGCCACAGCAUGAAUUGUCAGCUACCGCGCUGAGCGACGACGGCUCAUCCACGGAAAGCGAAUGCUACGACAAGGAACUCCUCGAGUUGGCAGCAAGCGUCCACGACGAGAACCACGACCACAACCUGACGCCAGAUUUAACCACUGGCGUGAAAGUGGAACCAGUCGAUGUCUGCCCACCAGUCAAAUCGGAAAACGCCACAGCGACUGAUGAGGCCAAACCGAAGGCAAAAGCGACCUACAACAAGUGCAAUCGAUGCCGACGCAAACUGCCAAUUAUCAAUGAGAAGGAUCAGACGGCGGUGCAAGAAGGGAAAGCAAAAACUAAACGCUGUGUCUGCUGCUGCGAGAGUUUUCCGCUAAGUAAAUUCAGUAUGGCGAAUCGCAGCUCGACACGGGCGAUUCCAAGAUGUCGCUCUUGCAGCCAAGCGCCCUCAAACAUAUUGCAAAAACUCAGAGAGAUUCCGGAAUAUGUGGAGGCUGUUGCUGCUGAGAAGCAAAUGAUCAAGGAAGAGAGAAGCAAAAAUCAAACUAAAUUGCCACCGUUCGAACGCAAGACAAUGAAGCAGCGAUAUCAGGAACAAUUUCAACUGGUAGGAGGCAAAACGGCGAGAGAGCGACGACUAGCUCAUCGUGAGGAAGAGAAGAAGAAGCGUCUGGCUAAUUUCCAACGCAAACGACGAGAAAACAAGACAAAAUAGGUUAACCUCGGUUAUUUAGGUGUGUCGCGCUUUUGAUCGCAAGUUAAAUCUUCGAAGUACGCAGUGUUCUGGCGGCACAUCAAGUUUUAUGGUGGUUGUGGGUUCUUUUUUGCUAGUAUACUAAGUGCUCAUUUAAUGAAUCAUAGUUCACACAGUUGAA